AUGUCGUCCCUGACGACCUCCAGUGAGGGAGAGAACUCCACUCCCAGGUUUGUUGUCGGUUCCAGGGAUGAUGAGACGGACUUUCUGGGAUCAAACAUGAAGACAGACGAAACAGAUUUCUUUGAAGAUGAUGAAGAGGAGGAGUCGCCACCUGAACGACAGAUUGUGGUUGGAAUCUGUGCCAUGACCAAAAAGUCCAAGUCAAAGCCCAUGACACAGAUUCUGGAGCGUCUGUGCAAGUUUGAAUAUAUCACAGUGGUGAUCAUGGGGGAAGAUGUUAUCCUCAAUGAACCAGUGGAGAACUGGCCCUCUUGUGACUGCCUCAUAUCCUUCCACUCCAAAGGGUUCCCCCUGGAUAAAGCAGUUGCUUAUGCCAAGCUGUGCAAGCCAUUUUUGAUUAAUGACCUUGAUAUGCAGUAUUAUAUCCAGGACAGGCGUGAAGUGUAUCGGAUCCUUCAAGAAGAGGGAAUAGACUUGCCCCGCUAUGCUGUUCUCAAUCGAGAUCCUGACAGACCAGAAGAGUGCAACUUGGUAGAAGGAGAGGACCAUGUGGAGGUAAAUGGAGCUGUUUUCCCAAAGCCGUUUGUAGAGAAGCCGGUCAGUGCUGAAGACCAUAAUGUGUAUAUUUACUACCCGACGUCAGCGGGCGGGGGCAGCCAGCGGCUCUUUCGGAAGAUUGGCAGCCGGAGUAGUGUGUACUCCCCAGAGAGCAGUGUGAGGAAGACAGGCUCAUACAUUUAUGAGGAAUUCAUGCCUACAGAUGGCACUGAUGUAAAGGUGUACACUGUGGGGCCGGACUAUGCCCAUGCCGAGGCUCGCAAAUCUCCUGCUUUGGAUGGAAAGGUGGAACGGGACAGUGAAGGGAAGGAAAUCCGUUACCCGGUCAUGCUGACUGCCAUGGAGAAACUAGUUGCUCGGAAAGUCUGUGUAGCCUUUAAGCAAACAGUGUGUGGGUUUGACCUCCUGCGGGCAAAUGGCCACUCCUUCGUCUGCGACGUGAAUGGCUUCAGCUUUGUGAAGAACUCCAUGAAGUAUUAUGAUGACUGUGCCAAAAUCCUUGGAAAUAUAAUCAUGCGGGAAUUGGCUCCCCAGUUUCAUAUUCCCUGGUCCAUCCCAACAGAGGCAGAAGACAUUCCCAUCGUCCCCACAACUUCAGGCACCAUGAUGGAGCUUCGCUGUGUUAUUGCAGUCAUCCGGCAUGGAGAUCGCACCCCAAAGCAGAAGAUGAAAAUGGAAGUGAAGCAUCCCCGGUUCUUUGAAUUAUUUGAGAAAUAUGAUGGCUACAAGACAGGGAAGUUGAAGCUGAAGAGACCAGAGCAGCUACAGGAAGUGCUGGACAUUGCACGGCAGCUUGUGGUGGACCUGGGAACCCACAGUGACUGUGAGAUUGAGGAGAGGAAAUCCAAACUGGAACAGCUAAAGAGCGUCUUGGAGAUGUAUGGACAUUUUUCUGGCAUUAACCGUAAGGUUCAGUUGACCUAUCUGCCUCAUGGACAUCCAAAAGCUGCAAGUGAAGAUGAAGAAGCUCGACGAGAAUCUUCCCCGUCCCUUCUCCUGGUGCUCAAGUGGGGUGGGGAGCUGACACCAGCAGGAAGAGUCCAGGCAGAAGAGCUGGGGCGAGCUUUCCGCUGCAUGUACCCCGGUGGCCAAGGCGACUACGCUGGUUUCCCUGGAUGUGGCUUGCUCAGGCUGCACAGCACCUACCGUCAUGAUCUCAAGAUCUACGCCUCAGAUGAGGGACGAGUUCAGAUGACAGCAGCAGCUUUUGCAAAGGGUCUGCUCGCCCUGGAAGGAGAGCUGACCCCCAUCCUGGUGCAAAUGGUGAAAAGUGCCAACAUGAAUGGUCUCCUGGACAGUGACAGUGAUUCCCUUAGCAGCUGUCAACACAGAGUGAAGGCACGACUGCAUGAAAUCAUGCAGAAGGAUGCUGAGUUCUGUGAAGAGGAUUAUGAAAAGUUAGCACCUACAGGCAGUGCUUCUCUGCUCAACUCCAUGAUGUUUAUACAGAACCCAGUCGAGGUCUGUAACCAGGUGUUCAGCCUGAUUGAGAAUCUCACCUCCCAGAUAAGAAAACGUCUGGAAGACCCAAAAUCUGCAGACCUGCAGCUGUACCACAGCGAGACUUUAGAACUGAUGCUGCAGCGCUGGAGCAAGCUGGAGCGAGAUUUCCGCAUGAAGAAUGGGCGCUAUGACAUCAGCAAGAUCCCCGAUAUCUAUGACUGCAUCAAGUAUGAUGUACAGCACAACUGUGCACUCAAACUGGAAGGCACAGCUGAACUCUUCAAACUCUCCAAAGCACUGGCAGAUGUGAUUAUACCCCAGGAAUAUGGGAUUAAUAAGGAGGAGAAACUGGAGAUUGCUAUUGGCUUUUGUCUUCCUCUCAUUAAAAAAAUCCAGUUGGACCUACAGAGAACCCAUGAAGAUGAGUCUGUCAACAAACUACAUCCCUUGUACUCAAGAGGAGUUCUGUCACCGGGUCGCCAUGUCCGGACACGGCUCUACUUCACCAGUGAGAGCCAUGUGCACUCUCUGCUCAGUAUCUUCCGCUAUGGGGGGCUCCUGGAUGAAAACAAAGACCAGCAGUGGAAGAGAGCCAUGGACUAUUUGAGUGCUAUCUCAGAGCUGAACUACAUGACCCAGAUUGUUAUCAUGCUCUACGAGGACAACAACAAGGACCCAUCUUCAGAGGAGCGUUUCCACGUGGAGCUGCAUUUCAGCCCUGGCGUGAAAGGCUGUGAGGAAGACAGAAACGUGCCCACGGGGUUUGGCUUUCGCCCUGCCUCUGCGGAGAACGAGGACAAGAAAGCAGACCAAGGCAGCCUGGAGGAUCUCUCCAAGGAGAAGGGCAUGGAUGAGCCAGACCGUGUGCAGCAAAGGUCUCCGCAGCUUUCCGAGCCGGUCAGCAUUCAGCGGAGGUCACCGCUGAUCAGGAACCGCAAGACUGGCUCCAUGGAGGUGCUGUCUGAAUCUUCUUCCAAAUCAGGAGGUUAUCGCCUCUUCAGCAGUUACUCAAGACAGUCUUCUGAGAUGAAGCAAAGUGGCUUAGGGUCACAAUGCACCGGCCUGUUUAGCACCACUGUGCUGGGAGGCUCCUCCAGUGCCCCCAACCUCCAGGACUACGCUCGCAGCCAUGGCAAAAAGUUUGCCAGCAGCCUGACAUACAAAGACGAUGCAUCUGAGCACCUCCACGUUGCCCAGUUGCUGCGCCGUUUUUCCUCUGACUGUGCCACGAGCCGGAACAUCUCCCUGGAUGCCGCUCUAGCCCAUCACCUCCAGCACUGCUCCUACCACCUGCGCCUCUUCAGGAGCUGGCUGAUCUCAGGGCAGGAGGACUUGGAGUGUCUUUACGGUUUUGAAGGCUGUUCCAUGGUUCCCACCAUUUAUCCCCUGGAGACCCUGCACAACUCCCUCUCUUUGCGACAGGUCAACGAGUUCCUGACAGCUGUGUGCAGGAGCUGCAGCGAGUCACAUGUCCAGUCUACUGCAGCUUUGUUUGAUUCAAUGAUCGGCAGCCAGAUACCAGGAGACCCCUUUAUGUCCCAGCGAAUCCUGUCAUCAUCCUCUUUGCCAUUGCGCCAGCGUUCGGAUAAGCCCCCUUGGUACAGCAGUGGCCCUUCCAGUACAGUCUCCAGUGCAGGCCCAUCCUCCCCAACCUCUGUGGACAACUGUGCUCGCUUCAGCUUCACCGAGAAACUUUCCAUCAGCCCCCCAAAAAGUGAGGAGCAGCUGAAUAGCCAGUCCUCUGAGCAAGAAGAGGGACAGCCACCAGGCAGAGGGCUUGACGUGGAGGUAGAGGUGUCUGGGUUGUCGGAGCCGAGUGCCCCAGAAACCCUGACCUGGAAUAAGGGCCCAGAGCCAGGCAGGGUCCUGGAGCUGUGUGAGAAGGAGCUGGUGGAGGAGGACUCUAACUCAGAGGAGAAAAGCGUGGUGGAGCUGGAUGAAGAAGAAUCAGCUGGGGAAAUGUUAGAGCCGGGGAACCCAGAGUGUGGUGCAGGGUCUGAUGUAAGGCUGUCUGGGGAUGGUGUGAGGCCAGGUGAGGGAUGUAUGGGGGCAAUGACUGGCCUGGAUCAGUCAGGGCUGUCUAAGGAGAGCUUGGCGCCCUGUGAAGAGGAGCUGCUGGGAGACGUCCUGGACCCAGAGCACGUGGGCAAGGAGCUACUGGGGGACAGUGCUGUGCCAGGCCAUGGGCAGCCACUGCCUCCUGAGAGAAGUGAGGAGGAGCUGCAGCUGCAGUGUCAGGGGGAUCAGCAGAAUUAG
This is a messenger RNA of Nestor notabilis (Kea), 4257 nucleotides long. It is a transcript of the gene PPIP5K1, whose product is annotated as diphosphoinositol pentakisphosphate kinase 1. Gene Ontology annotation, cellular component: cytosol. Gene Ontology annotation, biological process: inositol phosphate biosynthetic process; inositol metabolic process. The coding region runs from base 1 to 4257 and encodes 1418 amino acids. The transcript is spliced from 29 exons. Gene Ontology annotation, molecular function: inositol hexakisphosphate kinase activity; diphosphoinositol pentakisphosphate kinase activity; 5-diphosphoinositol pentakisphosphate 1-kinase activity. NCBI's taxonomy places the organism in Eukaryota, Metazoa, Chordata, Aves, Psittaciformes, Psittacidae. The record is from RefSeq and is a predicted model, not a curated record.